AUAAAUUAUCAUGUAACGAUCUCAAAAAACUAAAAUAUUGUGAGGCUAUAAUUAAAGAAGCUAGCCGUUUAAUACCAGCGGUACCUUUUACAUUCCGUCACACCACUACUGAAUGUGAAAUUGCUGGAUAUCAAUGGCCAGCUGGUACAGAUUUUCAUAUAAAUUUUGCAGGAGGACAUACUCACCCUGAGAGUUGGGAUAAUCCUAAAAUUUUUAAUCCGGAUAGGUGGCUUUAUGAUAAUGAUGGUAAUAUCGAUAGAUCUGCUUGGAUGCCGUGGGGUGGAG
This is a messenger RNA of Racocetra persica, 285 nucleotides long. NCBI's taxonomy places the organism in Eukaryota, Fungi, Glomeromycota, Glomeromycetes, Diversisporales, Gigasporaceae. The record is from the annotation of a GenBank genome assembly.